AUGCAGAUAUACUUGGCCAACCAAGAGAAAUUUCACAAAGAAGCUCACAACCAUUACUGGAAAGCAAUAGCUGAGAUAAUUCCUCGCGAGGUUCCUAAUAUCGAGAAGAGAAGAGGGAAGAAAGAAGCUGAGAAUAAGCCUUCUGUUCAUGUUAUUCAAGGUCCAAAGCCAGGAAAACCUACUGAUCUUGCAAGAAUGCGCCAAAUGAUUUUGAAGCUUAAACAGAACCCCCCUUCUCAUAUGAUGCCUCCCCCACCCAAAGAAGAGAAAGAUGCAAAAGAAGGCAAAGAUAACAAAAAUGCAAAGGAAGGGAAGGAUGAUAAGGGUGGAAAAAGCUCAACACCAACUGCAACAACAGGUGUUGUAGGAAAUAAACCUACUUCCCCUGCCAAAGAUGUUGCUCCUGAAGGUGAAGCACAAGAUCCUGCUAUUGUUGAGGGUGAGCAAGUAGCUAGUUCGGAACCAAAAGCUGCUUAGUGAUGAAGGCAUUAUUGUUUUUUAUAGCAAUUCUUUUUUUAAUAUAUUUUGUAUUCUUUUGAUCUUGCUAACUUUUGUUGCUAUAUUGAUGGAGAAUAAGUGGUGGCCAAAUGAAGAUACUUUAGGCUUUGCAGAAUGCCCAGUGGAGAGCUUUAAUCCAAACUGUUAUCCUAGAAUUGUAGGUUUUAGAUGCAAAUCUUUUGGUGCCAUCUUACAUUAAUACUUCCUAUUAAA
Messenger RNA from Glycine soja, 711 nucleotides. Its product is annotated as clathrin light chain 1-like. The transcript has a single exon. Gene Ontology annotation, molecular function: structural molecule activity; clathrin heavy chain binding. Bases 1 to 477 code for a protein of 158 amino acids. Gene Ontology annotation, cellular component: plasma membrane; clathrin coat of coated pit; clathrin coat of trans-Golgi network vesicle. The record is from RefSeq and is a predicted model, not a curated record. Gene Ontology annotation, biological process: clathrin coat assembly; intracellular protein transport; clathrin-dependent endocytosis. NCBI's taxonomy places the organism in Eukaryota, Viridiplantae, Streptophyta, Magnoliopsida, Fabales, Fabaceae.